Messenger RNA from Alligator sinensis (Chinese alligator), 1542 nucleotides. It is a transcript of the gene SRRD, whose product is annotated as SRR1 domain containing. The transcript is spliced from 5 exons. Bases 1 to 744 code for a protein of 247 amino acids. The record is from RefSeq and is a predicted model, not a curated record. Gene Ontology annotation, cellular component: nucleus; cytoplasm. NCBI's taxonomy places the organism in Eukaryota, Metazoa, Chordata, Crocodylia, Alligatoridae. Gene Ontology annotation, biological process: microtubule-based process.
AUGCCUCCUCGCUCUCACCAGCGCUGCCUCCUCCCAAAUGAGGCCUGGCCCCCGCUCAUGUUCUUCAGGGUCGCCGCCGUUUCACAAGCCAACAAACGCAGACGCGCCGGCGGGCUCCGGCUUCGCCCGGGCGCGCUCGCUCUCCCUGCGAAGGCGCCGAUCCCGAUCCCCGCGGCGCUCCUCCCUGCUCGCCGCGAAGACCCAGCGCGCCAUGUGCCCCGCGAGCGCUGCCGCGUCUUCGACCCCGUCUUCUCCGCGCUGGACGUGGCCGUGCUGGCCGAGCUGGGCCUGGCGGUCGUCUCCGAGAACGAGGAGGGGAAGCACCCCGUGGGCGACGGCACCACCCUCUUCUACAUGAUCCACUGCGGGAAGGCGUUGUAUAACAACCUGCUGUGGAGCAACUGGUCGGUGGCGGCGCUGUCCAAAAUCAUCAUCGUUGGGAACAGCUUCCGGGGCAUUGAAGAGAGGUUGCCGUCAAGAAUAUUAGAGAGAGAUUAUUCCUACAUAGCAAAGGUUUUAAAAGGAACAGAAGAAAUUCCACUUCCCACUCACCCUCAGUAUGCAGAUGUAUUCAACGACACUUCUGUUCACUGGUUCCCUUUAGCCAAACUCAAGGAGCUCCCGUGUGACACCUGGCUGUUCCAGGAAGAGCCAACAUACCAGGAGUGUGAGGACCUCGAGAUCAUCCGGAAGCAGGACAAAGGGAGCAUUUUAAGGUCAACCCAGAAUGAAGUGGAGUCUUAACAGUUCUGUGGCUUGGUGCCGUUUUACAGGGCGACAUUCAUCUUCUCUUUUAUUAACUUAUGUUACGUUGAUGCCUGACACCGUGGACCUCAGCUGUCGGCUGGCUUGACAUGGCCAGCUAGAAACCUUGAAGGCAGCGGUGCCUGCAAACAGGGGUAAAUGGGACACACUUUUCUCUAAUAGCGUGAAAAUGACACCUUGGCUGAUGCUAUUUGUAACGACAGUAAACUCGGUUUUGUACUAAACACCAUUGUCCUGCGAUUUAGAAAGUAGUGGUAUGUGCAGAAUCAGCCACUUCCUGUGCUGUAGCACCCGCUCUCCCUAAUCGCCCCAGAACAAUGCAGAGCUUAUGCUGAUCUUUUGGGUAGUUAUUCCCAAAUGAGCACGGACAGAUUUUGAGCCUUUACAGGGGAAGAGGGGAUAUUACAAUUUGAGGGAUUUCCAUCCGCCAUUCAAACCAGGGGCUCUGGAGGCUUUUAUGCUCUACGGGACUGACUGCCUGUUCAAGUCUGGAGCAUUUGGGGGAAGGAAGGAUCAGGCCUUCUGCACCUUGCGCUUACAGAAUAACAAGUUGUUCCCAAAGGAUGUCCCAAGCAGCAGCUGGAAGGACCCCCCAGCCCUCCAGUUCAGCGCUCUGAGUGUUGGGGGAGCCCUCAGCCUCCCAAACCUCUGUGUGCUGGGUGGGAGCCUGCAGGAAACACUGCUGCGGAGGCAGCACAAAAGCCCUUGCCCUGUUCUGUUAGCCUGACCUCUGCUUAUCCACAUGCAGACGCGCUGCCUCUGUGGCCAAUCUAGCCU